This is a messenger RNA of Geodia barretti, 1071 nucleotides long. The record is from the annotation of a GenBank genome assembly. NCBI's taxonomy places the organism in Eukaryota, Metazoa, Porifera, Demospongiae, Tetractinellida, Geodiidae.
AUGCUCGCUGAAUUAGAACGGAUCGGCGGCGCAGGACUGAUCGUCUGCUUUCGGAAAGAGGCGUUUCGUAGAGAGGAUGGCUCGUAUGUCGAAAAUAAACAUCCGGAGUAUAUUGAAUACGAAGAUCUGGAUUUUCUCCUUGAGAAUUGUCCCUCUCUUAAAGCAGCUACAGCACUGUCACAGGUGAAUUUCACCGUAUCGCACAAGCACGUUAAUCAGUCGCUUGAAAUCCAAGGCGUUACACCUUUCUAUGAAGAGGUUAAUAACUGGUACAUUCAAGCCGGUAGAUUUAUUACGCAGAGCGACAUGGAGCGGAGAGAACCCGUCUGUGUAAUCGGUUCUGAAGUCCGAAAAGACCUGUUUGAGAUGGAGGAUCCAAUUGGGCUUGAACUUAGAGUCGGCACGGAACGGUUCACCGUCAUCGGGGUCAUGGAGGAAAAAGGGAACAGCAUGGCGAGUGAGGGGUGGGAUAAUCGGGUAAUUAUCCCCCUCACUACAAUGGAAAUUCGUUUUAUCGGGCAGCAGAAAGGCUGGAUCUUCUUGUGGGCGCAAGCCGAGAGUUAUGACAAGGUUGAACAAGCCGUCGCUGAAGUCAAAAUUGCGAUGCGACAGCAACACGGUGAUGAAAAAUAUUUUGAAUUUUUCACCGCUAAGGAGAUUAUAAAACAGGUAGGUAACGUCAGCCGGAUUGUUCAAAUACUCUUAGGUGGCGUUGCGAGUGUUGCCUUGUUCGUUGGCGGCAUUGGGAUCAUGAAUAUUAUGUUGGUCUCCGUAACAGAGAGAACACGUGAAAUCGGCUUGCGCAAAGCCCUUGGAGCAAAACGUCGCGACAUCCUGAUCCAAUUCCUCAUUGAAGCCAUCGUUUUGAGCAUUUGCGGUGGGCUCAUUGGCAUUUUCAUUGGAAGCAGCCUCGCCUCUGUUUCCGGUUUGGCGAGUUGGCCCGCUGUUGUUUCUGUCCAAGCCGCUUUGAUCGCAUUUAGCGUUUCCGCAUUAAUCGGCAUAUUUUUUGGACUCUAUCCAGCGAACAAAGCCUCAGGCCUCACCCCAACCGAGGCACUGCGUCACGACUAA